UUAGAGAGUAGUUUGCUUCUAAUGGAUCCAUCGCUGAAAGUGUGUAUCACCUGGCCUGUGGACAUGAUAUUCCCCGGCAGUAUACAUCCCCCAGCUAGGACCCAACAGAGCGCUCUGCAAAGGUAGCUUCGCAUUGCUUCCAAGCUUCAACCAGACCAUCGAAGUACUCCGUGAUCCAUUAUUAAGGUGCACAAAGUGUAAUGGCAUCACCAAUGAUCUUCUGUGGGAAGGAAAAUAAAAACGAUGAACAUGACCAAGGUCAGAUGAACUUGGAAGAAGUCAAUCCUAUCUUAACGGCAUGGGCAUCAGAAUAUGUGUCACCAAGAGGCAAAUUUGUAGCUUGCCUUUCGGAUCCUUGUAAGAAUGGUGGCAUCCGAGAAGAAGAAGGGGGCAUUCAGAGAUGUCGGUGCCCAAAGUAUUAUGCAGGGAAACACUGCCAAUAUUGUAGUUUCUUUUUACCAUAUCAAUCCGCACUGGAUACAAACAUAAUACCAUACUCAAACGAUCGGACUGGCUUGAAGUUGAGAACACGCGGGAUUGGGCAUACUCUUGCGUUUAUUGGUGAGGCCAACAGUAAAGGUGUCAUGAUCAUUUUUGACUUCUGCGUUGAUGGAUCCUCGCAAGUUAUGUCGACCCAACAAACUCGAGGUGAAGGAUCGUCCAGUGUUUUCAGUCCAGUGCUGGGCCAGCUUCACUGCGGACCAUCUGGGUACGAUUCGUUCUGGCUUGACCACUCGGAGGGAAACUUUGCAGUGGGACUUCAGGGGAAUUCAACUCCUUUUAUCAAGUUUCGUCCAGAAGUGCAAGUGAAGAUUAACAGCGUUGGCCUGAGAGUGAGAGGUGCUUCGGGUGGGGACUGGAUGAUUGAUCAACCAUGUGGCGAUCGGAUAAGGUCUUACUGGUUAUAGCCUCCUAGCAAAAAUCCAUCAAAAUACAAUCACAAGCAGUCAAACACUGAAAUGUGUGAAUGUUUACAUGUACAAAUAGAAAAAUAACAAAAUAUUAAGUAAACAUUAUAAAAAUUACAUGAACUGUCCCGGAACUGUCUGCAAAGGGCGGACAACUGAAAAGGAGGCUAUGGAAGAAGAAAACAAAGGGGGGGGGGGGGCAAUACUCACUGGAACUUUUUACCCUUUCAGUUGCCAGGUUGAUGGUUCUUAAAGCUGUUCGUAAGUUACAAGUUAACUACUACGAACGAUCGUAGUUACACCAGGCCUGUACUUGUGGUAAAUGGUAAACACUCGGUUCACAUCCUACAGGAUCACCAGUCGUACGUAAAGUCGUUCAUAAAGUCGCUUGUAAGUUGCAAAUUGCUUUAUGAAACACCCGCCUUGCCGGGAAUCAAAUACAGUUCAUUUGAAAUAUACGGAUUUUAUUUUUCUUCUAAAAUCUAACUUCAAU
Molecule: messenger RNA, 1401 nt
Organism: Lytechinus variegatus (green sea urchin)
Lineage: Eukaryota; Metazoa; Echinodermata; Echinoidea; Temnopleuroida; Toxopneustidae
Exons: 5
Coding region: 201-908 (235 amino acids)
Source: RefSeq, a predicted model, not a curated record